UUGCUACCAAAAUGGUAUUGGUGUUAGUGUUAAUGAAAUAGAAGCAGUGUACUGGUAUUUUUUAUCUGCUGAAGAACAUCAUGCACCGGCUCAAUUAAGUCUUGGGUAUUGCUUCCGCAAUGGAAUCGGUGUAGAAAAAGAUGAACAAGAAGCUGUAAAAUGGUUUACACAUGCGGCUCAACAAGGUAAUGCAUUGGCACAAAAUUCUCUGGGAUAUUGUUACGAAGAAGGUCUUGGUGUUGAAAAAGAUGAAGAAAAAGCUGUAUAUUGGUAUCAACUUUCCGCUAACGCGCAAAACCCAUGGGCACAAUGUAAUUUGGGAUUUUGUUAUGCGAAUGGUAUCGGAGUGAAAAAAGAUGAAGCCAUGGCAGUUUGUUGGUAUCGUGCAGCAGCGGAACAAAACCACGCGAGAGCUCAAGACAAACUUGGAGUAUGUCUUCAAUUAGGUAUUGGAUGUGAAAAAGAUGAAGUAGCUGCAUUCGAACACUUUCGAAUGGCUGCUGAACAAGAUCAUCUCACAGCCAUGUAUCAUUUAGCCAAUGCCCUUGAGAAAGGAAUCGGAUGUGAAGCUAACCUGGAAGGAGCAACAUACUGGUUUGAAAAAGCAGCAAGUUCAGGUUGUAGAACAAGUUGUGAAAGAUUGAAGAGAUUAUUAGUUAAGGAAUGUUUGGGUCAGGAAACAGUAUAUUUAUCCGGAUAUUAUGCUGCGGCCGCAUAAAAAAAAAAAAGAAAAGAAAAAAAAUUUAGUCAUAACUAAAAAAAAAAAAAUAAUCAUUUUAGUUUACUUAGUUUGAACUUCAAAAAUUUUUUAUCCCUUUACUUUUUUCCUUUUUUAUGUAAAAAUACAUCUUUUGAAAAAAUUCAGCAAUUCGUUUUACUUCUCUCAUCGAUCCAUCAUAUAAUGUAGAAGCUUCUUUUCUUGGUUUAGGGAUUUUGAAAGGGUAAAUUGUAUAUUAAUCGUAAAACAAAAGCUGAUCUCUUGUACAAAAAUUUCAAAAAAUAGUUCAGUGGACUUUUUUUAAGAAAAAAAAAAAAAAAAGAAUCGGAAAUCAAGUUUCAUAUCAUCUAUUUAUAAUUUUUAUAUCUCCGAAUUUACUUUUCGCGUAUUAAUUUUCUUAUAAUAAUCAUUAUU
This is a messenger RNA of Rhizophagus irregularis DAOM 181602=DAOM 197198, 1132 nucleotides long. The record is from RefSeq and is a predicted model, not a curated record. NCBI's taxonomy places the organism in Eukaryota, Fungi, Glomeromycota, Glomeromycetes, Glomerales, Glomeraceae.